AUGGCCCUAAAACAAAUGUGUCAAAAUGAAAUAAGCAAAUUAGAAAGAAAGAAAUUCAAUUCAAGAGAGUAUGAAGAAACAAGACCAUUGAGGGUGGUAUUAUCACCACCAUCAGAGAAAAAUAAGCAGAAGACAUUCAUAUCAAGUCAAAUUGUAGAAAAUAAGAUCAUCAGAAUGAUAUAUAAGAUGCUGUUAACAAUUGCAAUAAUGACGAUGUACCUGGCUGCCAUAUUCCCAAUUGCUCUAUGUUACAUCCUUCUACUACUUGGGUUACGCAAGCUUAAGAAUUGGAUUAUGCUUAACUACAAUAGAACAAUUUGGUUAUUGCAGAAUAUGCUGUUCAAGCAACUUGUGGUCUUAGAAAUAGACUUAUGCGACUAUUCCAAGGCCAAGGAUGUUCUAGUGAUCUCAAACCACCAAGCGGUAUUGGACUGUCUGGGACUCAACUACAUUUUGCACUGCAAUACC
Molecule: messenger RNA, 468 nt
Organism: Enterospora canceri
Lineage: Eukaryota; Fungi; Microsporidia; Enterocytozoonidae
Source: the annotation of a GenBank genome assembly